AUAAUGGUUCGCUCUCCCACAUCCCAAAGCAGGUCCAUAAACCAGAUAUCGUGGGACCUUAUCCGUAUCUCGCGAUACGACAAGUAUAACUCAUUUCUCGCCCUCUUUGCCGGAGUAUGGUCGACGCUCCUUGCCGGGAGUACACGACUUCGCGAAGACCCCAACCACAUCUCCGUCUCGUUCAUUCUUACCCGUGUCCUUUUCUGCUCCUUGGCAGCAUAUAUCUUUUCCGGGGCGGGCAUGGUGUGGAACGACUGGGUUGAUCGAGACAUCGAUGCUCGCGUCGCACGCACCAGGGAUCGUCCCUUGGCCGCAGGCAGACUCCGCACUGAAGAAGCCAUGGUCUGGAUGCUGUUUCAAGCUGGCAUAGCCACGACGUUCUUGUAUUGGAUGAUGGACGGACGAUAUGUUUUGCACUCCAUGAUUCCCCCUACGUUGGGAACCCUGAUAUAUCCAUACUGCAAAAGGCCGCUCGCACACCGAAUUGGUAUCUAUCCCCAAUACGUUCUCGGUCUGACAGCAUCUUGUCCUGUCCUCUUUGGCCGCGCCUCGAUCUACCCCAAUGUAGACUCCUUCACUGCACUUGUAUGGUCUAGUCUGCCGCUUUGCCUAGUUGUCUUUACGUGGACUCUCUACUUCAACACCGCUUACAGUUACCAAGAUAUUAUCGACGACACAAAACUGGGUGUAAACUCACUUUACAGUCUUGCGGGACGACACAUACAUGGCGUACUUGUGGCUCUAGCAACGAUAGUGGCGGGUGCGCUGUGUUGGGUACUAUACCCUUUGGGCUCAGUUUGGUUAUGGAUCUCUUGGAUGGGGGUCUGGAUCAUUGGAUGUGUGGACCAGAUGAGGAGAUUCGAUGCGAAGAAUCCAGGAAGCGGGCAUUAUGUCUUUCGUAGUAAUGUGGUGAUGGGGCUAUGGGCAAUGGUGGCCUGUGUUUUGGAGGUUGUAUUUAGGGGGUUACAGAGAUGACUGCAAGUAGGAGAGGGAGGCUUGACGCAC
Molecule: messenger RNA, 1005 nt
Organism: Aspergillus novofumigatus IBT 16806
Lineage: Eukaryota; Fungi; Ascomycota; Eurotiomycetes; Eurotiales; Aspergillaceae
Product: 4-hydroxybenzoate octaprenyltransferase
Exons: 3
Coding region: 4-975 (323 amino acids)
Cellular component (GO): membrane
Molecular function (GO): transferase activity, transferring alkyl or aryl (other than methyl) groups
Source: RefSeq, a predicted model, not a curated record